This is a messenger RNA of Cavia porcellus (domestic guinea pig), 1883 nucleotides long. Its product is annotated as zinc finger protein 345-like. Gene Ontology annotation, biological process: regulation of transcription by RNA polymerase II. The coding region runs from base 1 to 1779 and encodes 592 amino acids. Gene Ontology annotation, cellular component: nucleoplasm. Lineage: Eukaryota; Metazoa; Chordata; Mammalia; Rodentia; Caviidae. The record is from RefSeq and is a predicted model, not a curated record. The transcript is spliced from 3 exons. Gene Ontology annotation, molecular function: DNA-binding transcription repressor activity, RNA polymerase II-specific; RNA polymerase II cis-regulatory region sequence-specific DNA binding.
AUGGACCACCCUGAGCCACGGGCCUGCACAUCCCAGCUCAUCCCGCCCGCCCCGGCCUUGCUUUGCAGUGGAUGCUGGUCUUGUGCAUGGAGUCGCUAUUUUGCAGCUAGCAACGCCAUCUGGAGACUGGAGCGCUCUUCCUUAGGCGGCCUAGGCUGUGGCGGGGCCAGGGGGAUCAGCAUGGCCAGGCCUGACACGUCGCCCCGGGAUCCCCGGUCCCCCCUGACAGGCGCUGCUGGGAGCCCAGCCCUGGUGUGGGACCUGUGGUGCAGUGGCUUGGGGUUUCACAUGGCCUCUGCUGUCAGUGAGCUUGGCCAUACUGAGCCGCAGACAUUUACCCCAAAAGGACGAUUGGAUUCUACUCAGAACUCCUCCCUGCAGAGAUUGAGAGAAGACCUAGAUGUAACACUCCAUGAAAAUUAUGGCAGUGGGGAGAAAUCCUACGUAUGUCAGCAAUGUGGAAAAGGGUUCACUAAAUCUCGACAUCGUAAGCAACAUGAAAGAAUUCACACUGGAGUGAAACCAUAUGUAAGUAAGCAGUGUGGGAAAGCUUUUUACAGACAGGAAAACUGUAAAAUACAUGAAAGAAUUCACACUGGAGAGAAACCAUAUCUAUGUGAGCAAUGUGGGAAAGCUUUUAACACACGUGCACAAUGUAAGGUUCAUAAAAGAAUUCACACUGGAGUGAAACCAUAUGUAUGUAAGGAAUGUGGGAAAGCUUUUAACACAUGGGCAAAUUGUAGAAUACAUGAAAGAAUUCACACUGGAGAGAAACCAUAUUCAUGUGAGCAAUGUGGGAAAGCUUUUAACACACGUGCACAAUGUAAGGUUCAUGAAAGAAUUCACACUGGAGUGAAACCAUAUGUAUGUAAGGAAUGUGGGAAAGCUUUUAACACAUGGGCAAAUUGUAAAAUACAUGAAAGAAUUCACACUGGAGAGAAACCCUAUGUAUGUAAGCAAUGUGGGACAGCUUUUAACACAUGGGGAGAUUUUAAGAACCAUGAAAGAAUUCACACUGGAGAGAAACCCUAUGUAUGUAAGGAAUGUGGGAAAGCUUUUAACAGACGGGCAAACUGUAAAAUACAUGAAAGAAUUCACACUGGAGAGAAACCCUAUGUAUGUAAGCAAUGUGGGACAGCUUUUAACACACGGGGAGAUUUUAAGAAACAUGAAAGAAUUCACACUGGAGAGAAACCCUAUGUAUGUAAGGAAUGUGGGAAAGCUUUUAACAGACGGGCAAACUGUAAAAUACAUGAAAGAAUUCACACUGGAGAGAAACCCUAUGUAUGUAAGGAAUGUGGGAAAGCUUUUAACACAUUGGCAAAUUGUAAAAUACAUGAAAGAAUUCACACUGGAGAGAAACCAUAUUCAUGUGAGCAAUGUGGGACAGCUUUUAACACACGGGGAGAUUUUAAGAAACAUGAAAGAAUUCACACUGGAAAGAAACCCUAUGUAUGUAAGGAAUGUGGGAAAGCUUUUAACACAUGGGCAAAUUGUAAAAUACAUGAAAGAAUUCACACUGGAGAGAAACCCUAUGUAUGUAAGCAAUGUGGGACAGCUUUUAACACAUGGGGAGAUUUUAAGAAACAUGAAAGAAUUCACACUGGAGAGAAACCCUAUGCAUGUAAGGAAUGUGGGAAAGCUUUUAACAGACAGGCAAACUGUAAAAUACAUGAAAGAAUUCACACUGGAGAGAAACCCUAUGUAUGUAAGCAAUGUGGGAAAGCUUUUACCCAACAUGGACAUUGUAAGCAACAUGAAAGUUCACACUCAAGGUAGAACCAGUGUAUAUAAGCAUCAUGAGAAUUUUUUGAGCACAAGUACAUAUUGCAUAAUGAAUGAAAAACUUCACACUGGGCAGAAAACUUAUAUAUGUAAGGAAU